GCUGUAGGAGCUGUCCACCAGCACGGUGCUGAAGUGCGUCCGGCUCCACUGUUUAUCAAGUAUCUAAGUGUCUCACAGUCUUCAAGGAUGCACUGGACAAUGACCACCCUGCCCUUGCCUCCAUAUGCUGAGUUGGGUGUCCAUUCACUGAGCGGCCUUCUGUGGACUGUGGCGCUCCUGUUUCUGUGGCACUGUUACCGUAUGGGUUCUGACCUGCCCAUCCCAGGACACACACAUGCUGGAAAGCUCAAGUCAGGCUCGAGGCGGUCCAUGAUGUCCCGUGGCGGUAGCUGUGCUGGAACGAAGUGCAGUGCGCGAUCCAAGCUGUCAAGGAGUGAUCAAAUUACUCCCUUUAUUUCCAUGGAAACAGAGGAGGAUGAGGAGCAGGGACAGGGCUACCUCACCUCGGUGCUGAGUCAUGCCUUGUUUCCAACCCAGGCAUCUGCAGAAGCCAAGAAACUGUACGCAGCGCUGCAAGAGUAUGCCAAACGCUACAGUUGGGUGGGCAUGGGUCGCAUUCACAAGGGCCUCCGUGAGCAGGUACGACUCAAUGAUCACUCUGCUAUACAGAAGCCUCAUCUCUUCUUCCUGCCAGAUGUUCCAAGUGUUCCUUUCUUCCCACGUGACGCUCAUCGACAUGACAUUGAGGUCUUGGAAGCCAACUACCCUGUAAUAUUGGCUGAAUUCCAGGCUGUUUAUCAGAGAGGCAUUGACUCAAAGCUGGGAUGGACCUGUCUGGGUCCAAAGGGCCAAGCAGUGUUUCCCUUGUAUAGUGCAGGUGUCUGUGUGGCUGGAAACUGUCGCUCUUGUCCCUGCACCUACAGGACUCUUCUGUCUCUACGUACAUUUAUAAGCAGCAACUCACUGGGAUCUGCUGGAUUUUGGCUUCUGGGGCCUGGGGCUACAUUAGGGAGCUCAUAUGGACCCACCAAUACCCGGCUCCGUUGUCAUUUGGGUCUGCAGACUCCGCCUCAGUGUGAGCUGGUGGUGGGAGGGGAACCACAGUGCUGGUCGGAAGGACACUGCCUUCUGGUUGAUGAUUCAUUCCUCUACACCGUCUCCCACAAAGGGCUUCCAGAUGCUGGACCCCGAGUCAUACUGAGUGUGGACCUCUGGCAUCCAAACGUGGCUGCAGCAGAGAGACAAGCUCUGGACUUCAUGUUCAGUCCUGACCUCUGAAUUUGCUCCUAUACUCCUAACAUACAGCAGGCAGGGGCGCCUUACUUUAGCCUUGCUUGUUGUGGUUCAUGCAACUCAUUCCAGUCAAAACAUCACUGUGUAGAUCUGCUCUAAGUAUUACACAAGCCAUCAGCCACACUUUGAAGUGGUGUUUGAUUUAUGGUCUACACCAGGAAGUGCCACAUGAGCAUUUAAUAAUGACCGAUGUUACAUAACUUGGUUACAAACAAGCUGAUGUCACUUGAGAGCACAAUGAAAUCUAAUCUUAGAGGGGCAGAUUGGUGUUACUUAUUGUAAAUCUUAGUAUCCUGACAUCAUAUACUACAGUGAAUGCUAUUUGCAUGCAAAACCUAUCUGUCACGAAAUGUGUUUGCUAAUGCAUGAGCACAUAUGCCUUCAGAGAGAAAAGACCAACAGAGUCUACAUGAGAGUCUUCAUUGGAAAAAUGAUUACGAUUAAACCAAAAAACUGUGAAAACAUGAAAGUACAAAUGGAGUUUUCAAUGUAUUUUUAUUUUACAGCUUUAAGACUUUUGCAUCCUGUAUUUUUCCUUCUUAUGACCAUAUAUGUAUGCUUAUAUGUUUCUAUAUCUAUUUUUCUCUGUAUUUUUUAUUUAAUGUUAUGUAAAAAAAAGGUUUGAUGGAGACUGAAAUGUGGCAAAACGCAGAUACAACAGUUUUUUUUUCAAACUCUGUUUCUCUUGGGAUCCAAAUCUAAAUAAAUACACUUUAAAAAGUACUGUUUUGUGCAUAAUUUAAUGUUAUAAAUAGAAUUAAAAUUACUUAAAACAUAAACAGCCAAGUAAAAAGAUCAAAACAUGACAGAUAUAAGAGUCAGAAGUGUAACAGGGAAUGGGAAACAUAAGUACACUUUUACUGAUGCAUUCUAAUAUAUAUACUGUAUGUAGAAGUAACUUUAUCAUAACCUAAUUUUCUUUUAAGGUUUCAUUCAUUUUAUUCUCUUUUGUUGGCUUAUCAUAGCUCUUUUUGGGUAACUUUUUAGAUGAGAAGUACAUGGGAAUUAGUGUGGUGAUUUUUGUCUUAUCUGCCAUCUGUUCCGCUGAGGGUCCCAUGAAGAGGAUUACAGAGACCGAACUAAUCCACCCCAGCGAAACAGAUUAUUCCUGAGAUUGUUUAUAUGCAGUUGUAUGUGUGGUUUCUCACUGAUGUAUGAUCCAUUCAGUGCUGGACAUAUAGUCUAUGAGCUGUGCAUGUGCAUGAUUUAAUAGGAAGGAGCAACAUGAUUUGAGCUUCAUCAGCAAAUAAACAACUCAAAAUAUAGUCUCAGAAUAAACACAUCUGUCCACUUCAUCACCAGAAAUUAAGGUUAAGUAUCUGUGUUACAUUAAUGCUUUUCAUUCUUUAAAUUAACACAACACUUAGAGGCAUGUAUAUUCUUUUUUCUUUUUUUCUGAUACCAUACAGCAUUUCCUCAUCUGUUUGUAAUCCUAACAUUAGGCUAUAUGGCUGUCAAAGAUUAUAACAAGAACAGUCAUUUGCGCGGAAAAAAAUAGCAAUUGUCACAUUUAGCAGUUUACAUGUUCUUUUGUUAUGCAAUGGCAUUAGUCAGCCUUGGAGGGAUUAUUUUAAGCAAAUGAAGCAAAAUGAACAAAGUGGUGGGGAAAUAAAGCUGUUGUUAUUUAUUUGUUUUUGGCAAUCUGCUUUUCUCAAAUAAUAUCAGUCAUACCUUAAAUAUUGCGUGAUAUAUUCACAAGGAUUCAUCUUUACAAACGUAUGCACCAGUACAAUACGGAUUAGAUUUAGUGGAAAGUGCAUCUGUCCGAUCUGCUGCUAUCUCCCAUCCCAUGAGAAAUACCAGCGCCUUGAUGAAUAUGCAAGGUAUUUUAAAGGCAAAUUUAGAUAAACAGGACAUGUGAUCUGAUUGCUGUUUAAAAUAUCACUCUUACCAAAUGUUUGACACCAAGACAUGAUAUUUUUGACCACACCAGUGAAAGAUAAAGCAGAUGGUGAGCACCCUUUACACCUUGAAGAGACAGACGCAUGAAAGGUGAUGAAAUGGCAGCAGAGGACAAACAGUCCUGUUGACAUUUUGUGCUCCGGGUGUCACUACAGA
Messenger RNA from Sphaeramia orbicularis (orbiculate cardinalfish), 3252 nucleotides. RefSeq names its product aspartate beta-hydroxylase domain containing 1 (gene asphd1). NCBI's taxonomy places the organism in Eukaryota, Metazoa, Chordata, Actinopteri, Kurtiformes, Apogonidae. Gene Ontology annotation, cellular component: membrane. Bases 88 to 1179 code for a protein of 363 amino acids. The transcript has 6 exons. The record is from RefSeq and is a predicted model, not a curated record.